AUGGCGAUGGAAGAAUUAACAGCCCUCAUACACAAAGUGGUAUCUCAAAGUUAUUUUCAAGGUUUUCAAGUUAACGAGGAGGAGACCAUUGACAUUUUACAAUUAGCGGAUGAUACAAUCGUGCUAGGCAUUGGCAGUCAUGAGAAUCAAUGGUGUUUGAAGUUUAUUUUAAGAGGUUUUGACCUUAUGUCGGGGCUAAAGGUUAAUCUUUGCAAGAGUAAUUUAUACGGAAUCAACAUGGGAGAGUGGAACCUUGAAGGGGCUUCAACCUUUCUAUCGUGUAAUAUAGGAAAGUUGCCUUUUAAAUUUCUAGGUGUGAUGGUGGGUGAUAGUCCUCGUAGAUGCGGUAUGUGGAAAGACGUUAUAAGUAACUGUAGAAGGAAGCUGACAGCUUGGAGAGGAAGAUAUCUUUCUUUGGGAGGAAGGGUUGUUUUGAUCAAUUGA
Molecule: messenger RNA, 444 nt
Organism: Vicia villosa (hairy vetch)
Lineage: Eukaryota; Viridiplantae; Streptophyta; Magnoliopsida; Fabales; Fabaceae
Exons: 1
Coding region: 1-444 (147 amino acids)
Source: RefSeq, a predicted model, not a curated record